Messenger RNA from Penicillium verhagenii, 1005 nucleotides. RefSeq lists its product as uncharacterized. The record is from RefSeq and is a predicted model, not a curated record. Lineage: Eukaryota; Fungi; Ascomycota; Eurotiomycetes; Eurotiales; Aspergillaceae. The coding region runs from base 1 to 1005 and encodes 334 amino acids. The transcript has 3 exons.
AUGGCAGUCAGACAACUCAAAGAGCACAUGAUAUUUGACUUUGACACCAUCAAAGCUCAAUCCCAACCGCCACUCACAUAUCCUCGCUCCGUCGCUUGCAAGAAUGAGAAAUCCAGCAGCGCUGAACCAAAAAGACCUGUUCACCACCACAGCCAGAAAACCGUGACAGGCCCCAUAAAGAGCCUUUGUCUGCCACGUUUGCACAGUCUCGACGAUAUUAGGUCAGUUCUGAUUGUUCGACACGAGUCCCCGUGGGACACGUAUCAGCAAGCCAUCUCAUACGACAUCGCCGGUGAGGUGGUGAUUGCCUCUCGUCGCACCCGCCCAUCUCGUGUGGUGGCCAUUAGGAAAUACAACAGGCAGGACGCUCGAAGCCUGAUCGAUAGAUUCGGGCGUCUGGAACACGUCAAUAUCCUUCUGUUCUAUGAAUGUUACAUUGAUGGAGAUUUAGCGUUCUUUCUAGUCGCCGACCUACCGCUGACUCUCGGGGAUGUCGUUGCUUGCUCGGAUUUGUAUCCCACCGAGGCGGAAUUGGGAUCGAUCAUGUGCCAGCUGCCUUUCGCCUUGUUCAUCAGUCUUUGGUCUGUUCCAACAUACUACUUGGGCUUGACGGGAUCAUCAAAAUUGGUCAGUCAAGACCCUUCCCGCGAAGAAUCUAGCUUACGAGUCGCAGCUGGUCCGGAACAUUGCGUGGAUUGUGUAACAAGGCAGUCCGAAGCCGCAUGUAUCGCCGCCAUACCGUCAAUUACAAUGCAGCUCAUGCAAAAGUACGAUAAAGAAGAUGGGGCUAUCGGUGUCGACGAGCUCGAACGCUGGCCAAUUGCGUCCGCCGCAGUAAACUUUUUGUCCGCCUCUGGAGCGGCAGCAUCGAUGGCAGUUUUGAAAAUGCAUCCGUUGAUCACAGCCAGGCGCCGCUCGGCUGCUGAUCUCGUGUUACUUGCACGAGCUGCCUUACUUAUGAGUCGAGUAAAUUGCACAUACCACCGUGGAAAGAACUCUUUUUAG